This is a messenger RNA of Schistosoma margrebowiei, 732 nucleotides long. Lineage: Eukaryota; Metazoa; Platyhelminthes; Trematoda; Strigeidida; Schistosomatidae. The record is from the annotation of a GenBank genome assembly.
AUGACUAGCGCACUAGAUUGUCAUUUAUGUUUAGCUAAUUAUAAUUUAUCUUCAUUAAAUUAUCAAAAAUGUUCAUUUAUAUCAUCACAUCAUGCUACAAUCUUCUAUGAUGAUUGGACACAACAUUAUGAAUUAAUUAAUUAUAGUGAAUAUGGUACAUGUGUAGAUGGUAUUAUAUAUGGGAAUGAUAUAGAUAGAAAAUUAAUUUAUAUUCCAGAAUCUUCCGAUCUUGUUCAUCGAGUUCGUAAUCUAAUAAAAACUGCUCCUAAAGAAUUAUCAUCAAAUUAUGAAACAUCAUCGGUUAUUUCGGAAUUGUGUGCUUCACCGCCUAAACGUCUAAUGAAAAUGUUAAGUAAACGACAUGAAGAUUUAUCACAUAUGACAUCUAUAUGUGAUUGUACAAGUUUACAUUUUACUCAAAAUGAUAAAACAGAUUCAUUCAAUUUAAUCAUUGGUUGGGAAGGGUCGGCUAUUUUAAGACAUGGCUCAAUUAUACAAUUUGGUUGUUAUAAAUUCAUUUUUAGUUUAGUAAAUCAUUCUUUACCUUCCUAUCCAUCAUCAUCAUCAACUUCAUCAUCAUCCUCAACUUCAACAUGGAUGACAAUGAAUAAUAGUUCAACACAAUCUCCUCAUGAAUCACCAGUAUUACUUACAGAUUCUUUAUCAGUAGUAACAAAAGAUUUUUUUAAAAUUAUCUAAAAAUAACAACUUACUUGUUCAUCAAUUUUGUUU